UAUAUAAACAUGGCUGGCGGAGCGGCGCCGGUGUUUGUGCGGAGCGCGUGUGGGGCGCUUGCGGACUUUGCCGGUCUGUAGGAAUUUUGAAUUUCUGGCGGGGAAGCUCAGAGUUAAAGCUCCCCGGGUGGGAACCGAAGUGACGCCCUGAGGGAGCUGCCGGUCCGGGCGCUUCUGCCGCGGGACCCGGACCGAGCGCGCACGUGUGAGCGCCGCUGAGGGAGUGCCCGGCGGUGUCGCCGCCAGCCGGGCCCGGAGCGCGUGUGCUCCGCGAUGCGGCGGCGCCCGGACUACACCCGAGUCGCCUGCCGCCCGCCGCGGCUCGCUGCGCCUCAGUUCCGGGAAGGGCAGCGUCGCUGCCGCUGAGCCUCCGAGGGCAUGCCGGCGGGCCUCACGGAGCCGGCCGGCGCCGCUGCUCCCGCAGUCUCAAGCGCCUCGGGGGCCGUGACCAUGGCUCCGGUCGCCGCGCUGCCCGUGCGGGUGGAGAGCAGCACCCCGGUGGCCCUGGGCCCCGUGACCAAGGCUCCUGUCAGUGUCUGCGUGGAGUCGGUGGCGCCCCAGCCCUUGCCAGCCCCAGUGGGGACUCUAGUGACCAAAGUGGUUCCUGUCACUGCCCUUCCUAAACUCGGCAGCCCUCGGCUGCCCGCUCCUCAGAUAGUCACCGUGAAAACUCCCGGCACCACGACAAUCCAACUACCGGCUAAUUUGCAGCUUCCUCCAGGAACAGUUUUGAUCAAAAGUAACAGUGGUCAGUUGAUGCUAGUAUCUCCUCAGCAAGCUGUAACAGGAGCCAAGACCACAAGUAACAUAACUCCAAGACCAGCAGUACCAGCAAACACUCAAACAGUCAAGAUCUGUACAGUGCCGAAUUCUAGCUCACAAUUAAUGAAAAAAGUAACAGUGGCACCUGUUAAAAAUUUGACACAAAUUGGAACUACUGUGGCAACCACUGCCUCCAGUACUUCCUCAGGACAACCUGUGGCUGUAUCAAGCAAUGUUGUCACUCCUGCAAAGCCGGUGAAUAAUGUAUCCAUCCUGAAGUCAUCAAGUUUGGGAGUAUUAUCUACUUCCUCAAAUGACUCAACUCUCAAAGCCGAGACUUCAGUAGCUGCUCAGACUAGUCUUCCUCCGACAGUGCUAGAAAAUGUGAAAAAAUGUAAAAACUUCCUUUCAAUGUUAAUAAAACUAGCAUGUAGUGGAUCACAGUCUCCAGAAAUGGGGCGGAAUGUGAAGAAGCUGGUGGAACAACUUUUGGAUGCAGAAAUUGAAGCAGAAGAGUUUACUAGGAAACUAUACAUUGAACUCAAGUCUGCACCUCAGCCGCACCUUGUCCCUUUUCUUAAGAAGAGUGUGGUUGCCUUAAGACAGCUUCUUCCAAAUUCCCAGAGCUUCAUUGAGAACUGUGUUCAGGAAGGUUCUGGUGAUGUGGUCAUUUCCUCCUGUACCAAGACAACAGUGACUUCUCCUGUGGUGACAAGUACAGUUUCCCCAGUCCUUGUCUCUGGAGCAACAGCACCCAGAACUCUGUCUGUUCAACAGACUCGGAAUCCACUUGCUGGUCCAGGAGGAGCAAACACUGGAGUUGUGACACUGCGUUCUGUGGCUCCAGCUCCUGCAACAGGAGGUACAACAGCUGCAACUGUUUUGCUUCAGACUUCAAAACCACUUACAGCCUCAGUACCAAAUACAGUGACAGCAGUGUCCCUUCAGCCUGAGAAUCCAGUUGCGUCUGGGGCAGCAAUAACACUGGCCGUUCCAUCAGCAACUUUUGGAGAAGUGUCUGCUACACCUCUUUGUAUUCCAUCUGUGAAGCCUGCGAUUACCUCUGCUGGGACCAAAGCCAAUAAAGCCGCCAUUGGCACUCCAGUCCAGAUCAUUGCACAGCCUAGCCCCCUCCUUCCACAGGCAGCUGGCCUUCCACAGGCAUCCAAAGGCAAGCAACUAAUUGUCCAGCAGCCUUCAGGAGCCAGUGCGAAUCAGGUGACCUCGCAUCCCUCACCACUGAGCACUCAGAACUGUGGGCAGAAGACACCAGUGAGUGCUGUGAUGCCUACCACUUCCAUCAUAAAGCAAAUUACUCUGCCUGCAAAUAAACUUUUGUCGCUUCAAGCUCAAACAUCUUCUAUUCAGAAUAAUAAAAUAAAAGAGAAUGGACCAACAUGCUUCAGAGGUGAAGAUGACAUCAAUGAUGUGACUUGCAUGGCAGAGGUCAACCUUGAUGAAGAAAACGCCUGCAUCUUAGCAACACAUUCUGACUUUGUUGGCACACUCAUUCAGUCAUGUAAAGAAGAACCAUUCCUCGUCAUUGGAGCUCUACAAAAGAGAAUUUUAGACAUUGGUAAAAAGCAUGACAUUACGGACCUUAACUCUGAUGCUGUGAACUUGAUCUCCCAUGCAACACAGGAGAGAUUACGAGGCCUUCUAGAGAAACUAACUACAAUUGCUCAGCACCGAAUGACUGUUUACAAGGGAAGUGAAAAUUACAUCUUGUCUACUGAUACCAGAUCACAGCUCAAAUUUCUUGAAAAGCUUGAUCAAUUGGAGAAACAGAGGAAGGAUUUAGAAGAAAGAGAGAUGUUACUAAAGGCAGCCAAGAGCCGCUCCAAUAAAGAAGAUCCAGAGCAGCUGAGAUUAAAACAGAAAGCCAAAGAGUUGCAGCAGUUGGAGCUCGCCCAGAUCCAGUACAGAGCUGCUAAUCUCACAGCUCUUGCAGCUAUUGGACCACGGAAGAAGAGACCACUAGAGUCAGGAAAUGAGAGCUUCAAAGAUAACCCUUCUACUUCUGGGACUUCCAGCCUAACAGCCACCAAACCAUUGCUUCGUCCAAGAAUCACAAGAAUCUGCCUCAGGGACUUAAUAUUCUGUAUGGAACAGGAAAGAGAGAUGAAGUAUUCUCGAGCCCUAUACCUUGCCCUUCUUAAGUGAUUGCUCCAUCCAUCCAGACGCAUACUGUUUACUGCCAAAGAAGACACUGAGAGCACUGUUGCACUGUUCUGAAAUCUACUCUGCAAGUGUCACCAGUAUGAAGACCACUGUUUACACUGGCAAGGCUUUACUGCAUCUUGUCUGUAUAUCCUGUGGAUUCUUGCAGAUGAGAAUGCAGAUGCUUUCUAAAAGUCAGUACUAUGUGUACUUUAUAUAGAAGUAUCAAUCACCUACUGACCUGUAUUUAAUUGCAAUAGCUAGGGACUCUCUUUACCUCCUUCAUUUGUUUUGUUGUUUCCACUCAGUAGCAACGAGGUGCCUUCCUCUGAUACAGUCUGCAUCUAGAUAGAGGAUAAAGAAAAAAUCAGCAUGUAUCCUGUACUGAACCUGUCUCCCAGUGUAUGAUUUUGUGGUCUGCAGUUAGAGGUUACUUAGCUGACGGUGACAGUUACUUUCUGUAGCUGUCACAAGUGUGACAAGCUACAGAGUAAAGGUAGAGUCAACUUGGGUUAGUUGUGUCAGAAUUAUACAGCUGAUAUGAGGUUGCUGACUCUCUGACUUCCCACACUGCAGCGUUUCUGAUACCCAGUGAGGGCCAUCCUUUUCAGCCAAGUUUUAAAACUAAAAUCGCUACUAAUAUACCUCACUGAAACAUGGAAAAGGUAGAACAUACUGGGAAAAAAAAAUGAGGCCUGCCGGGCAGUGGUGGAGCAUGCCUUUAAUUCCAGCACUUGGGAGGCAGAGGCAGGUGGAUUUCUGAGUUCAAGGCCAGCCUGGUCUUCAGAAUGAGUUCCAGGACAGCCAGGGCUAUAACAAAGAAAGCCUGUCUCAAGAAACAAAACAAAACAAAACAAAAAAACAAAAAAUGAGGCAUUGCAUUCAAAUUGACAAAGGAUGAGAAUGGCAUCCUGAAACAGAUGUGUGCAAAGAGACAUGGCUGCUCUGGGAAUGCCAAAUCUGGUCCUUGUUUUAGUAGUGGGGGAAAAAAAAUCAUAGAUCAACCAAAGAAGAAAGCCUAGCAAAUAUUUAGUUACAGUAUUUCAAAAAAAGGAUGAUUUGUUUUUGUAUUAUUUUAAUCCCCAAAAAGGAGUUCUUUCUCUUAUAAAGAAUCUCCCAGUAACCAUAUGUUUUAAGCAUCUAGUGCUUUUCAAAUUUCUAACUGCUGGUAAGAACAUUUAAACAGUAGGACUCCCUUUGAAUUGUUUAUUUAAGAAGUACUGUCAGUGUCUCGCUCUUAGGGGGUGGGUGGCUCUAAAUAUGAACACCAUAUUAUGUACCUCUUUCUGAGGAGGAAGCUAAUGUUUAAAGUACCUCCUCUCUCCCUUUUAAAUCUACCCGGGUAUAUUAUAGCUGACAAAAAUAAUGGUGAAAUUGAAAUCACAUACCGAAAGAAUGCCAAGCUCUCCUGGGGAAACAUUUCCAGUAUGUCACUCUCUGUCCUGUUCUUCCCAUAGGGACUAUUAUGGCCACAUUCUAUACUGUUGUAAGAGUUUAAUUGGCCACAAUUUUUGUUUUAACAAGUUGUGUAAAAAUGCCAUAGAUUAUGUAUAUGCUUUAAAAAGUACCUUACCAAGAAAUCUAUACCCAAACUUGUAUAUGUAAAUGCCUAGCUUUAUUUUUUGUAAAGUGCAGCAUACUCCCACAUUUGUAUAAUCUUAUUAAUCAGAUGUUUAAAAUUAUUUCAAAUACACCAUUAAAAAUAAUUAUUUUAUGAUUAAAAACAAUCAAAAUUUUGCUCAGUCGUUAACUUUGCAGCAGUUUCUAUUAGCAGCCAGUCCCUGGAGGACGCAGAUCUGCCUGGCAGUGAGUAUCUUAUUUAUUUGUAUUUGGGUUCUGUGGACAUUUGGGUGCUGGAAUUGCACUUUUUAGAUCUAAGUAUCUAUAUCACUUCCUUCGAAAUAGUUGUAAUUUUGCCCACUAUUUGACUCAAAAAGAAAGCUAAAGAUAGUCAUUAUGAAAAAUUUUCUUGGUCCAUUGAGUUUUUCUUACCAAGAUAUUCUUUUUCAAAAUUUUUAAUAUAAAACCUUUUGUGAUAUACAUAUGUAUGGUAUAUGUAUGGGUGUCUUCCUCUCUCACCUCUCCAUCUUGUUUGAAAACAAAGUACUGAGUCCAGAGCUUACUUAUUGGCUAGACUGGCUGGCCAGCAAGCCCUGUGGGCCUUCCUGUCUUCACCUUGGAGCUCUAGGAUUUCAGGAGUGCACCACCAUGGCUAACAUUUUACGUGCGUACUGGAGAUCCAAACUUGGGACCUUAUGCUCACCAAAGCAGGCACUUCACCCACAGAGCCAGUUCCAAAGUUCCUUAAUGUGCAUUUCGAAACUUGUGUUGUACAGGUUUCAAAACCAGUCUUAUACAGAGAAAAACAAAUGUGUGUAUCCACGAUAUACACAGUUAGCAAAAUAGAGACUUUCAGGUAGAUUUGUUCGCCAGAUGCAUUGUGUUUAGUACACAGUGUUAACAAGUCUUUUUUGUUGUUGGUGGUGGUAUUUUGUUUUGUUGUGUGAGUGCUACGGAUCCGACUCAGGCUCUCACGUUGUUACAGCAGAUACUCCUACUCACUGUCACCUCCCUAACGCCAGUAGUCUUUUCAGAGAAGCAUUGCAAUGUUUUCUUACUUUACUAUACGUAUAUUUACUAUACAUGUGCAUGAUUUGUGGGCAUGCACAUGUAGAGGUCAGGGGACAACUUCCAGGAAGGAGUUGUCUUUUAUUAUGUGGGACUGGAGAUCAGAUCAGACCAGAUCGUCAGGCUUGGCAGCAAGUGUCCUUAACCUGCUGAGCCAUUUCACUGGCCCAACAAACAUUUUUAAAGUGUAUAAAAUUCUUCAAAAUUAUAUGUGACAUAAGUUGUGUUUCAUUAUAAUUUUGUCAAGAGAAAUGUACUUAGAAUUAAGACUUAGUCUUAGUGAUGUCAUGGUUCCAGCAGCAAGCACAGCAAUGUCGUGGCAUCAUUUUUAGGAAAGUAACAGGACCAAGGCACAUGCUGACUUGAACUUGUCACUUCGUAUGUUGUAGAAUGAAUCAGUUAAGUGUGUGCACAGAUUUGUCCUCAAAGUUCCAGUUACAUUCUACAGGGGUAAGCAUACUGUGUCACAUGUCUUGAGUAUAACCUAGUUUUUACUUUGUACCAUUUUUCUUGUGAUACUCUAUCUCAGUUGUCAACAUAGUGAGCUCUAGAAUCACAUAGGAGACAGAUUUCUGGGAAUGCCUCUUUGAAGAUUAGUCACUAUCUUCAGCAUAUACACAGCAUCUUUCGUUGUGUCAGGCUGGUUCUACUCUUCAGCAAGUCCUUGGUGGUCACUUAGUGGUACUGGCAUCUCCAAAAUGCUGAAGUCUCUGCAACUGGCCUGUAUCUUUGCCACUGGCCCCUCCUGGGCUCUCUUCAAGGACUCUGCCCCUGAUACAUGGUGCCAAGCCUCAACAUCUCUCCAUGAGCCCUUCUAUCCUGGAUCUACCACAACUAAGUCUAUACCUUCACCAAUGGCCUCUCCUCAGGGACUGCAGCACUACCACACAGUAACAAGACUCAGAUGCUCUCUGUGAACCCUGCACACCUUCAAAACAGUACUACCUGGGUGACUCUUACACUAACAACUUUAGUUAUCAGCACAUGAUACAUCCCUGGAUAUAGGUUCUGUGUGCUGACCUCAAGGAAACACUUCCCAGAAGAUUUCACCUCAGUGAUGCCAGUCUCUUCUUAAUCACCACUAAUUUCUCAGCUGCAGUUGACCAUCAUCAAUUGUUACAACAAAACAAAGGUUUUACUUUAGCAGCUCUGGUCUCCUGUUAAUCACCGCCAAUUCUGCUGGCUAGUUCUAUGUGAACAGAAGCUAGAAUCCUUUUAGAAGAGGGAACCCCAAUUCAGAAAAUGCCUCUACUAGGUUCACCUGUGAGUAAGCCUGUGGUAUACUUUAUAUUCAUUGAUGAUUGAUGUGGAACAGUUUGGUUCUCUGUGGGUGGUGCCACCACUGGACUGGUAGCCCUGAGUACUGUAAGAAAGCAUGCUGAAUGAGUCAGGAAACAACACUCCUCCAUCAUGGCCUCUGCUUCAGCUCCUGCCUCUAGGUUUCUGUCUUGUUUCUGCCUUUACUUCCCUCAGUGAUGGACUGUAAUGUGGAACUGUAAACUGAAAUAAACCCUUUCCUCCUUAA
Molecule: messenger RNA, 7075 nt
Organism: Apodemus sylvaticus (European woodmouse)
Lineage: Eukaryota; Metazoa; Chordata; Mammalia; Rodentia; Muridae
Gene: Taf4b
Product: TATA-box binding protein associated factor 4b
Exons: 15
Coding region: 379-2925 (848 amino acids)
Biological process (GO): transcription initiation at RNA polymerase II promoter; DNA-templated transcription
Cellular component (GO): transcription factor TFIID complex
Molecular function (GO): protein heterodimerization activity; DNA binding; RNA polymerase II general transcription initiation factor activity
Source: RefSeq, a predicted model, not a curated record